Molecule: messenger RNA, 1814 nt
Organism: Culicoides brevitarsis
Lineage: Eukaryota; Metazoa; Arthropoda; Insecta; Diptera; Ceratopogonidae
Product: venom carboxylesterase-6-like
Exons: 2
Coding region: 70-1767 (565 amino acids)
Molecular function (GO): serine hydrolase activity
Source: RefSeq, a predicted model, not a curated record
UUUGUCAGUACUUCAUCAUUUGCUGUGUCGUCAAAACAUCUCUGAUUGUUUCUAAUUAAAAAUAAUAAAAUGCAGGCUCAUUUCCUGCUGUUUUGUGCAUUUUUCGUAAUUGCCGUUCAAGGUCAAGACGAUGAAUUAUCAAGUAACGAUGUAAAUAGCAGCGGUUCGAAGACUGCCGUAGUCCACGUCGAAAAUGGUCCUUUACGUGGUGAGCAUCGUGGUCAUUUUUACGCCUUUGAGGGGAUCCCGUAUGCAGAUGCGCCUGUCGGACAACGUCGUUUCGAGCCACCCAAACCAUAUUCGCAAAAGUGGGAAGAACCAUUUGACGCCACGAAACCCGGAAGUGAAUGCAUGCAAUGGAACCACUUCAAAUUCGAUGUCGAAGAUAAGCUGCAAGGGUCCGAAGAUUGUCUCUUUUUGAAUGUUUACACGCCCGCAUUGGAUGCCACGGAGAAAUUACCCGUUUUUGUGUACAUCCACGGUGGUGCUUUCAUGUUUGGCAAUGGCGAUUAUUAUGGACCUAAAAUUCUGACCACCCGGAAAUUGAUUUUAGUGAAUUUAAAUUACCGUCUCGGGCCUUUGGGAUUCUUGGCGCUGGAAAAUGACGUCGUUCCGGGCAACAUGGGGAUGAAAGAUCAAGUCAUGGCGCUGAAAUGGGUGCAGAAAAACAUCGCUUCGUUCGGCGGUGACCCGAAAAAGGUCACAAUUACGGGUUUUAGUGCUGGCGGCGCUUCCGUUCACUUGCAUUACAUGUCGCCAAUGUCACUGGGAUUGUUUUCACGAGGCAUCAGUCAUAGCGGAUGUGCCUUAAAUCCGUGGGUUUUCAUGGAAAAUGCCAAGGAGAAGGCUCGAAAAGUUGCUCAAUCAGUCGGAUGUCCAACAGGCACAAGUCACAAGUUGAUCGCAUGUCUAAAAGAAAAACCAGCUGAAGAUAUCGUUCGAACAGUGCCACUUUUCCAACCUUACCUGUACAAUCCCUUCUCGCCAUUUGCCGUAACUGUCGAACCCAAACACGAAGGAGCCUUUUUAUCGCAAAAACCCAUCGAUAUCCUGCGUUUGCGUCAAUUCCAAGAGUUACCGUGGCUCGCAUCCGCCACCGAAGCCGAAGGUCUCUAUCCGGCAGGCGAAUUUAUGCGUCACGACAACUAUUUGCCCGAAAUUGACGAAGAUUGGGACAACAUCGUACCGCACAUUCUGGAUUUCAACUUCACGGUACCUGCAAAACGGCUCAAAGCUGUCGCCCAAGAGAUAAGAAAACAUUAUUUGGGCACGCAAAAACUUGAUAAGACGACUUUUAGCAAAUUUGUUGACGUCAUCAGUGAUCGCUUGUACAAACAUGGAUUAGCGAAAGCGGUGAAGCUUCAAGGCAUCAUUUCGCCCACUUAUUUCUAUCAUUUCCGGUAUAAGACGCAGUACGGGGAUGGCGAGGACAUGUCAGGGAAAAAUGAGAACCUGGGAGUUGCGCAUGGCGAAGAUGUUUAUCUGCUGUACAGCACGGAAGACUUGAGAAAUGAAGAUCGUCCGUAUAGUUUUGAUGAAAAACGAAUGCAGAGCUUGCUGUUGGACUUGUAUUAUACCUUUGGCACGACAGAUCAACCGAAAAUGGGAGAUUAUGAUGUUCCGGCAAUUGAUGCGUUGUCCGUGGCGCAAGAUACGCUGAAACAUGCGUGCGUUGAUAGUCCGGAUUCGGUUGCGACGUCGUCAGCUGAUAACUUUGGUGAAGAGGAAUUUUGGGAUUCGUUGGAUUUUAAUGAAAAUCGCGUUUAAAUUUGAGAUUGCAAUAAUAUAGAAGCAAAUUUUUAUUUUUCUUUAAA